Zymoseptoria tritici IPO323 is the source of this 879-nucleotide messenger RNA. RefSeq lists its product as uncharacterized. The record is from RefSeq and is a predicted model, not a curated record. Bases 1 to 879 code for a protein of 292 amino acids. NCBI's taxonomy places the organism in Eukaryota, Fungi, Ascomycota, Dothideomycetes, Mycosphaerellales, Mycosphaerellaceae. The transcript has 2 exons. Gene Ontology annotation, biological process: mitochondrial citrate transmembrane transport.
AUGUCAUAUCCAAAGGUCAAACCAUCGCCCCUACGAUCAAUAAUAGCAGGAAGCACAGCCGGCGCCGUCGAGAUCGCAAUCACAUACCCGGCCGAAUUCGCCAAAACCCGCACACAACUCAACUCCCGGCUCGCCGCCGGCCAGAAACUCCCCUUCCCACCCUUCGGCAAGCAAUGGUACGCCGGCUGCACAACCCUCAUAAUCGGCAAUAGCAUCAAAGCAGGAGUCCGCUUCGUCGCAUUCGAUCAAUACAAACAGCUCCUCGGCAAUGGCGACGGCACAAUCAGCGGACCCAUGACCGUCGUCAGCGGUUUCCUCGCCGGCGCAACAGAAUCCCUCCUCGCAGUCACACCCUUCGAAAGCAUCAAGACACAAAUCAUCGACGACCGAAAACGCGCCCAACCCCGAAUGAAAGGUUUCCUCCACGGCUCCGCUCUUAUCUUCCGCGAACAAGGCAUCCGAGGCUUCUUCAAGGGUUUCGUACCCACCACCGCCCGUCAAGCCGCCAACAGCGCCGUGCGCUUCAGCGCGUACACAUCCUUGAAACAAGCGGCACAAUCGUACGUCGCGCCGGGAGAAAAGCUGGGAACACUAUCUACGUUUGCGAUUGGAGGCGUGGCGGGCACGAUUACGGUGUAUGCGACGCAGCCGAUUGAUACGGUCAAGACGAGGAUGCAGAGUUUGGAUGCGAAGGGGCAGUAUAAGAAUAGUGUGGAUUGUGCGGUGAAGAUUUUUAGGAACGAGGGGUUCUUUAAGUUGUGGAGUGGUGCGGUGCCCAGGUUGGGGCGGUUGGUGUUUAGUGGAGGGAUUGUGUUUGCUAUGUAUGAGAAGACGAUGGAGUUGUUGGAUCAGCUGGAUCCGGGGAAGAAGUAUGUUUGA